UUUCUCUUCUUUCCCCUUAUCUCCUCAUUUCACUUCACUUCACUUGGUUCGUCACGAAACAUCUCCUCCGACAUCGUCGUUAUUCAACACCAAGUCUCGACCGAGCAUAAGUUUGCAAAGGCCAACUAUUAUCCUUCAUUAGGUCAAGCCGAAUCACAUUUUCGAUCCUUGCCUUGUCUAAGAAGCUUCCAGUGCGCUGGGACAAGACUCUCAUACUUGCGAUGAACGAAAAGCCCUGAUUCACCCGAAAAUUCUCAGUGAUGACUUCCUACACGGCUGGAAUCAACGUCCUGGGCACUGCGCAUGGUUCUUCAUUCAAGAGCCCCAAUUUCACAACCCCAAGGGCUUUGUUUUUAGGUCAGAGACUAGGCCAAACGUCGCCAUCAAAUGGCUUUAUGUUUAUGACCCCGACAUCCAAUUUCGUUAGAAGAGUCGGACCGCUUCGCAUAGUCAACAAGAAAGUUGAAGAUAUCGAUUUAGGAACGACGAACUUGGUCGUUGGGGCUUUUGAGAAAUUGAAGGAUGCCGAGAAACAAAGAAUAAAUGAGUUAGAAGAACUUGAUAACAAGGCGAACAUGCAGUUAGAGAGACAGCUUGUCAUGGCUUCAAAUUGGAGCAGGGCCUUGUUGACUAUGCGUGGGAAGUUAAGGGGAUCAGAGUGGGAUCCUGAGAACUCACACAGGAUUGACUUCAGUGACUUUUGGAGACUCCUGAACUCAAAUAACGUCCAGUUUAUGGAGUACUCAAACUAUGGCCAAACAAUAUCAGUGAUUCUACCUUACUACAAAGAUGAGAAAAUGGAAGGAGCAAAAGGAAAUUCAAAAAAGGAGGUUAUUUUUCGGCGUCAUGUUGUUGACCGGAUGCCAAUAGACAGUUGGAAUGAUGUUUGGCAGAAGUUGCAUCAGCAAAUAGUAAAUGUUGAGGUUCUGAAUGUUGAUACAGUACCUGCUGAAAUAUAUUCUACCGUUGCAACUGCAGUCAUAUGGUCUAUGCGGCUUGCGUUGUCUAUUGUAUUGUAUCUCUGGAUUGACAACUUGAUGCGGCCAAUUUAUGCAAAGUUAAUACCUUGUGAUUUAGGAACUCCUAGCAAAAAAACCAGGCAGCCACUCAAGCGUCGUGCACUUGGAUCAUUAGGCAAGAGCCGGGCAAAAUUUAUAUCAGCAGAAGAAUCUACUGGCAUUACCUUUGAUGAUUUUGCUGGCCAGGAAUAUAUAAAGCGGGAACUGCAGGAGAUCGUUAGAAUUUUAAAGAACGAUGAAGAGUUUCAAGACAAAGGCAUCUAUUGCCCAAAAGGUGUACUUCUUCAUGGACCUCCAGGAACUGGCAAAACACUUCUGGCUAAAGCUAUUGCUGGCGAAGCAGGACUGCCUUUCUUUGCAGCAAAUGGCACUGAUUUUGUAGAGAUGUUUGUAGGUGUCGCAGCAUCUCGUGUCAAGGAUUUAUUUGCUAGUGCCAGAAAAUUCUCACCAUCCAUUAUAUUUAUUGAUGAGAUAGAUGCCAUUGGUAGCAAACGUGGUGGACCUGAUAUUGGUGGGGGUGGUGCAGAAAGGGAACAAGGCCUGCUUCAGAUACUAACAGAGAUGGAUGGAUUUAAAGAGUUUACCUCACAGGUGCUAGUUAUAGGUGCAACAAAUAGAUUAGAUAUCCUUGAUCCUGCUCUAUUGAGAAAGGGCCGCUUUGACAAGAUUAUAAGAGUUGGUUUGCCAUCAAAGGAUGGUAGACUGGCCAUCUUGAAGGUGCAUGCUAGAAAUAAAAUUUUUCGUUCUGAAGAGGAGAAGGAGGUUCUCCUUCAGGAAAUUGCAGAGCUUACAGAGGAUUUCACGGGUGCAGAGUUGCAGAACAUACUGAAUGAAGCUGGAAUUUUGACUGCCAGGAAGGACUUAGAUUUCAUCGGACGAGAAGAGCUUCUGGAGGCUUUGAAAAGGCAAAAGGGCACGUUUGAAACAGGUCAGGAAGAUAGUACUGAAAUUCCAGAGGAACUAAAACUGAGAUUGGCAUAUCGAGAAGCAGCUGUUGCUGUCCUUGCCUGCUACUUUCCUGAUCCAUACCACCCUUUCACUGAGACAGAUAUAAAAUCCAUCCGUAGUCAGCCAAAUAUGCGCUACACUGAAAUAUCAGGGAAGGUCUUCUCAAGAAAAUCGGAUUUUGUAAACUCUAUAGUGCGUGCAUGUGCUCCUAGAGUUAUUGAGGAGGAGAUGUUUGGAGUUGACAACUUGUGUUGGAUAUCUGCAAAGGCCACAUUAGAAGCUUCGAGGCUUGCAGAAUUUCUUAUUCUGCAGACAGGAAUGACAGCAUAUGGAAAAGCAUACUACAGGAAUCAAAGUGAUCUUGUGCCAAAUCUUGCAGCCAAGCUUGAAGCACUUCGAGAUGAAUAUAUGCGUUAUGCUGAGGACAAAUGUUCAUCUGUACUAAGGGAGUACCAUUCAGCUGUAGAGACAAUUACAGAUAUUUUACUUGAAAAGGGAGAGAUUAAAGCUGAAGAAAUUUGGGACAUAUAUAAAAGGUCUCCUCGGAUACCUCAGCCUGCAGUGAAGCCGGUUGAUGAAUAUGGAGCCCUAAUUUACGCUGGGCGAUGGGGAAUCCAUGGGGUCACACUCCCCGGGAGAGUUACAUUUUCACCUGGAAAUGCUGGAUUUUCAACCUUUGGUGCUCCCCGCCCUAUGGAGACCCAACGAGUCAAUGAUAAAACUUGGAAGCUGAUAGAUAACAUAUGGGAUGAAAGAGUUCAAGAAAUUAAAGCUGAAGCUUCGGCAGAGGUUGAAGAAGACAAAGAGGUCCCACAACUUUUAAUGGCCAGCCAUUUCUUCUGAAACAGGAACGUUUCUUGUAAAAAGCCUGUUUUGUGAGAUCAGAGGAUGGUUGAACUCACGAUUUAUCCUCAAGUAUAUAGGAUGGAGUUGGCAGCAUUGUCAGAUGAAUUUCAACGAAGAUGACUGUUCUGUGCCAUGACGAAAAGCACAGGUAAUCAUAAUCAUCAUCCGGCGAACUGUAGUUUAUAGAACACGUUAUCAAGACAUUCAAAGUGAUACUAAAAGUAGGGGUUAGAACAAAAUUAAUUUGUUGAUGAUUCGAGUGUUGGAUAAAAGACAAAACGACGAUUAUAAUGCUGUAGCAAAGAAAAGUGAUUAUGAAAAGUAGCAGGUUUUGUUUUCA
Molecule: messenger RNA, 3153 nt
Organism: Prunus mume (Japanese apricot)
Lineage: Eukaryota; Viridiplantae; Streptophyta; Magnoliopsida; Rosales; Rosaceae
Product: AAA-type ATPase family protein
Biological process (GO): proteolysis
Cellular component (GO): chloroplast thylakoid membrane
Molecular function (GO): ATP binding; ATP-dependent peptidase activity; metalloendopeptidase activity
Source: RefSeq, a predicted model, not a curated record